CAUUUAUUUCAGGAGCAUUCAAGUAGGUUCUUAUCGGGUUAGUUGUUUUUGGUGGCAAUGAACGCGAUUAGCAAGCAACUGUUUUAUGAAAAAGUGUCCAGCGGAGUGAAAUGUCGAAAUAUCCAUUCUUGGAACCAAAAUUGCACCAAGAGCCAAAUCUGGUUUGUGUCCACGGUUUUUGUGGGGAGUCUGAAGUUUUUUUUGCCAAUUUAUAUCGUCAAAGCUAUAAUAAAUAGCAGAAGGUUCAAAGAGAAGAAUUUUUGGCUGCAGCUCGUCCUAGGCCAAAUUAGAUCCAGCAUCUAUGGGACUUUGAUGGGAAGCUUGUUUUUAGCCGGCAACUGUUUACUAUGCAAUCUGACUGGGAGGCUCCACUACUACAACGUCUCGAUCGUGGCUGGCAUGUUUUCUGGACUGUCCCUGCUAGUGGAAACCAAAGAAAACCAAACGCUGGACACUUUGAUUUUUUUUAAUCUGCUGGUUGAGGCGUUUUUCCGAAAUUUUGUAAAUUUCAAUUUGCCUAUCUUAACAACUGGACAAGAAACUCUGCUCUUUAUGGCCGUCAGCAGUUUGCUGAUGUUCCUCCUGCAGAGCGACCAAACGAAAAAAAAAUUAACUAAUUUUUGGUUUUAUACGCCACCUAAAUUCUCAAGAAAAGAAAACCUGGACCACAAUUGUGUGCAUGAAGGCUUCUGUGCAGACUUCGCCCUCCAAGGCAUUCAGAAAUAUUUCCUUUUGGGGUACGGGUUUGGCGUCGUGAGGAAACUCAUCCCCUCUAUGCUAAGGGUGAUUCGAAAUCCCCUGGCUCUGCUUCCCAUUGCGUUCAACAAAGACAAUGUAAAAUUUGGGGCGUUUAUUAGCGCCUAUGUGGGAGUGCACAGGUAUUUUACCUGUCUGCUGCUCAAAAGCAACGGUGUGGAUCAGAAAUACUUCGGCGCCUUAGCUGGGCUUUUAGCUGGCGCUACUUACUCAAUCAGUCCAAACUUGCAAGUUUUAACAGUGGGGAUUACAACAGUUCUUCAGAUUCUUUACCACCGGCUGUUGAAGAAGUUGCAAGUGAAAAACCGGCUACUUCCUCAGCAGCUCGUCUACAUGCUGUCCCACUGUCUACUCCUGCACAAUGUCAUGAUGUGCAAAGAAACCUGCCCAACAUACUACGUGAAUAUGCUAAAUAAUGCCACAAAUAAUCUGUUUCCACAGGUCUACGACGAAGUCAUCGGCAAAUAUUUCCCAAGCUGAAACAGCGCGGCUGAUAAUUAAAAUCAAUAUAUGCGUUUUAUUGA
This is a messenger RNA of Dendroctonus ponderosae (mountain pine beetle), 1280 nucleotides long. Its product is annotated as transmembrane protein 135. NCBI's taxonomy places the organism in Eukaryota, Metazoa, Arthropoda, Insecta, Coleoptera, Curculionidae. The transcript is spliced from 9 exons. Bases 58 to 1236 code for a protein of 392 amino acids. The record is from RefSeq and is a predicted model, not a curated record.